GAGCAAUUCACUGACUGCAUAGUAUAGCUCCGGUUAGUCAAGAAGUCUGGGAGUUUUUUGUUUUGUUUUGUUUUGUUUUGUUUUGUUUUGUUUUGGACUAACAUUUCCGGGUGUUGCAGGCUUGAGAUCUUCCAAAAUAUAUUUUAACGCACCUCUCUAGUGAGGAUUUGGUUGAGCUCCACCGGGCUUUUUGCGACAUGUCUACCGGAAAAGUCAGAGACUUUGAUGAAAUCACUUCUUUUUUAGGCGACUACGGGCUCUUUCAAAUCCUGAUAAUAGCUCUACUCAGUUUCAGUGCAAUGCCGGCUGGGUACAUGGGAGUCAUUGUGGUUUUUGUAUCGGAUACACCCGAACAUUAUUGCAGAAGCUCAAUCAACUCUACGCGCUAUGGCACAGACUGGGAACAGGAGAAUGGUUUCCAGGAGCGGGGCAGCUGGAUGGGACCGGGCAGCUGCUCUCGGUACAAGCUGAGAGAAAACUGGACGACAGCAGCCGGCUUUAAUGACACAGAGCAGUGUCUGGAUGGCUGGGUUUUCAGCACUGACCGAUACACCGCUACCAUUGUGUCUGAGUGGGAUCUUGUUUGUGACAGUGCGUGGAAAGUCCCUUUCUCCACUUCUUUAUUCUUUGUAGGAGUACUGAUUGGAUCUUUUGCCAGUGGACACCUCUCAGACCGGUUUGGUAGAAAGCCAGUGUUGUUUUUCACCAUGGUCUUACAAACAGUCACUGCCUUGAUCCAGGCCACCUCUGUCACCUGGGUCAUGUUCAGUAUCCUCAACUGUCUAAGAGGACUUGGCCAAAUAUCCAGUUUGAUUGCAUCACUCAUACUGGGUUCUGAAAUGCUGAGUCAGUCUGUCAGGGUGACCUACAUUCUGCUGGGCCACAGUCUCGGGUUUGGCAUUGGUUAUGCCUUGCUGCCUCUCUUUGCUUACUUCAUACGGGGCUGGAGGAUGCUGCUGGUUGCUGCUGCAAUCCCAGGCUUCCUAUUUAUUCCAACAUGGUGCUUGAUUCCCGAGUCACCUCGUUGGCUGUUGCAGAAAGGUCGAGUGGAGGAGGCUGAGCUUGUCAUACGUAAGGCUGCCCAAUGGAACAGAGUCCCCGCCCCUGAGGUCAUAUUCAGGGCUGGGGACUGCUUGGAGCUCAUGCAAAAUAAAGAUGAAGAAGAGCAGACAUACACUUACAUGGACUUGAUACGCACCCAUAACAUAAGAAACAUAACAAUUUUUGGUGUUUUCAUAUGGAUGUCUGUUACCAUGGUCUACUAUGGUCUCUCGCUCAAUAGUAGCAACCUGAAUGGAAACAUCUACCUCAACUGCUUCAUCUCUGCAGCCAUCGACAUCGUAGUGUAUGUAGCCACUUGGCUUCUGAUUAAUAGGGCCCCGAGACCCACUUUCCUCUUCUCCACACUGAUGUUCUGUGGUAUGAUGCUUCUGGUUAUAAAGCUGGUUCCUGAAGACAUGCCUGUCAUGUUCCAGGUGUUGGCUUUGGUGGGAAAGAUUGGUGUAUCUGCUGCUUACUGCUUUAUCUACGUGUUUUUCACUGAGCUGAUGCCCACUGUGGUCAGGAACAUGGGCUUAGGGAUCUGCUCCACAGCUGCACGAAUAGGAGCCAUCAUCUCUCCUUAUUUACUUUACAUAGGUGUUUACAGCAGGAUCCUUCCAUAUAUUAUUUUUGGCACAGUCAGCAUCAUGGCUGCUGUUGUUAGCAUGUUGCUACCAGACACCAGAAACAGCAAACUCCCUGACCUUAUCACCCAGACCAAACACAUCAGACGCUGCCCCUGCUUUUCAAAGGAAACUUCUUCAACCCAAUCGGAUCCCACUGAAGGCAACAAAGAAGCGCACAAGAGUGCCAUCUGCUGAAAGGAAAUCAUACCACAGGAGUGGAGUGACCUCAGGCAUUUGAGGCUGCAUUGUUAUGGCAUAAGAUACGUCUGUAAGACGUUAACCCGAGGAAGGUUCACUGAACUUCUCUGCUCUUGUCACACAGAGUUAAUGAUAUAUUUACAUUCCUGGGUUUUCCCCAUCCACAGUUUAUUACCGGAGCUUUGGUUUUUAGGCUUCAUCUUUGUUUGUUUGUUUGCCCAAAUGUAACA
Molecule: messenger RNA, 2095 nt
Organism: Archocentrus centrarchus (flier cichlid)
Lineage: Eukaryota; Metazoa; Chordata; Actinopteri; Cichliformes; Cichlidae
Product: solute carrier family 22 member 5-like
Exons: 10
Coding region: 198-1862 (554 amino acids)
Biological process (GO): transmembrane transport
Cellular component (GO): membrane
Molecular function (GO): transmembrane transporter activity
Source: RefSeq, a predicted model, not a curated record